GCAUUCCAAUCACUGAAGCAUAAAAAGGAGAAAGAUGCAACAGCAACAACAUCGACACUAACGGUAACCCAGUCGAAUGAUACCUUAACGAUACUCAAUACACUAAGAAAUACAAUGCAACCUGACAACAUACUGACAGCCAGCACGCCGACGCACGCUACGUUGUCUGGCACCACGGCCACCCCUACCAUGCCGACAGAUGCGAUACCUAGUAGCACGACAGUGACAGCCACUGCGCCAACGCAGUCCACACUGGUGGUCUCCAGAGAGGGAGUCUCAGCGGAAACGCCUGCCACAGCAGUGGGUACCACAACGACGGGUACUACGACGACUGGUACCAAGAUGACGGGCACUACAACAAUGCGUGCCACGGUGACGGACAGCACGAGAACAGGCACUACGACUGCUGGUACCGUGACAAGGAGUAUCACAACAACGGGUAUCCUGGCGACAGAUACCACGAAGACGGAUAUCACGAGUACGAAUACCACAAUUUCAGCUACCACCGGCACUGGUACCAUGACAAAGGAUACCACAACUGCAGAUAACAUGACGAUGGGUACCACGACUGCAGGUACCUCGACGACGGGUACCAGGAGAAUGGAUACCUCCAUGACAGGUACUAUGACGACAAGUACAAGGGUGGCUGAUGUCGUAACAGUGGAUACCACAGCCACAGGUACCACGGUGACUGAUACCACACCUAUGGCCAUCACACAGACGAUCUUCAUCGAAACAGGGACCACAGAAAUAGGUACGACAGCAUCGGUCCCUACACUUUCGGUUACCGCAGUGGCAGACACCACGGUGACGAACACCGCGGCUGCAGCUGCCAUGAUGACGGACACCAUGAUGAGAGUCACGACACCAUCACUCAUUACACCGACGGCCACCACGGUGACACCCAUUACGCCCACAGCCAUCACGCCGACGACCGUCGCUGUGACAAUCAUAUCAGCGGCAAACGGAACACUCACAACUGGCACUGCCGGCGUCUCUAACACAACGGCAACAGAACAGCCCAUCCCAGCCUUCAUCACAGCGAGUUCGUAUACACCAGUGGCAGGUGCGACUAAUGAUGGUGCUGGCGCGGCCACGUGCACCUGCAGCGCGCCGCCAGUGUCCGACCCAGUGUGUGACAGCGAGGGCAACACACACCACAACGCUGAAGCCCUGAGCUGCGCCAUCCAAUGCCUCCUCGUGGGGUCAGACGCGAAGCUGCUUCGCAGGGGGCCCUGCGACUCUCAGCCUACCGUGUGACAGCGGGACUCCCUGAGGACAUCAUGUGACGUGUCCUUGUUCAGUCUACUCGUCAGCACUGUAGAAGCUGGAGCCAAUGAGACCGAUGGAAGAGGACUCAUCGAACUGAAAG
Messenger RNA from Schistocerca nitens (vagrant locust), 1372 nucleotides. Its product is annotated as mucin-5AC-like. The coding region runs from base 115 to 1260 and encodes 381 amino acids. Lineage: Eukaryota; Metazoa; Arthropoda; Insecta; Orthoptera; Acrididae. The transcript has 3 exons. Gene Ontology annotation, molecular function: protein binding. The record is from RefSeq and is a predicted model, not a curated record.